Messenger RNA from Nanorana parkeri, 1575 nucleotides. Its product is annotated as E3 ubiquitin-protein ligase Midline-1-like. The transcript is spliced from 2 exons. Gene Ontology annotation, molecular function: protein binding; zinc ion binding. The record is from RefSeq and is a predicted model, not a curated record. Bases 10 to 1575 code for a protein of 521 amino acids. NCBI's taxonomy places the organism in Eukaryota, Metazoa, Chordata, Amphibia, Anura, Dicroglossidae.
CGGUCAGUGAUGGCGUCUGCUGAUCUGAGUGCUGAGCUGGAAUGUUCUGUCUGUCUGAACAUUUAUACAGAUCCUGUAAACCUGAAAUGUGGACACAACUUCUGCCGGGGCUGUAUUGGUCGUGUGCUGGAUACACAGGAGGGGUCUGGAGGUUAUUCCUGUCCUGUAUGUAGAGAGAAGUUUCAGGAGCGGCCUGCACUGCAGAGGAACAUAACACUGCGUAACAUAGUGGAGAGUUUCCUGUCUGCUCAGCCAGAUCAGGAGGAGUCCGGGGUCUUCUGUACUCACUGUGUGGACUCUCCUGUACCUGCUGUUAGAUCCUGUCUGCUCUGUGAGGUUUCUCUGUGUGAUAAACACCUGAGAGUCCACAAAAAGUCUCCAGAACACAUCUUAUGUGACCCCACCUUGUCCAUGGAGAGCAGGAAGUGCUCCGUCCAUAAGGAAGUAUUGAAGUAUUUUUGCACUGAAGAUGAUAUCUGUAUCUGUGUGUCCUGCAGUCUGGCCGGAGAACAUCGAGGACACAAGGUGGAGAUGUUGGAUGAGGCUUCUGAGAAGAAGAAGUACAAACUGAGGAAUGUUCUGCAGAAACUUCUGACGAAGAGAGAGGAGACGGAGGAAAGAGUCCAGAGUCUGGAGGAACACAGGAGGAAAGUAGAAGAAAAAUCAGCCGGUGACACAGAGAGAGUCUCUUACCUGUUUAGAGAGCUCAGGAGACGUCUAGAAGACCUGGAGAAGAGAGUCCUGAGUGAGAUCUCCGGGAGGGCCGAGCGGACCUCCAUCUCCAUGUUGGAUAUGAUCCGGGAGCUGGAAAUAAAGAAGGACGAGCUGUCCAGGAAGAUGCGUGACAUUGAGGAGCUGUGUAACCUGACGGAUCCACUGACUGUCUUACAGGGAUCAGAUAGCUGGAGAAGACAUGAUAGACUCCUCCAUGAUGGAGGGGGUCUGGAUGUGGCUGGGCUCUCACACACAUUACACACAGGUUUAUCUGAUAUAAUAACAGAGGUAAAUGUAUUCUUCUAUAUACAGGAAGCUGAAGACAUAUUACUGGAUGUGAGCACAGCUCAUACUGAGCUACAGAUAUCAGAUGACAGGAAAACUGUAUCCAUGUCAGAUAUAGACCAGUAUCACCCAGAAACACCAGAGAGAUUUCAGUAUUGUCCUCAGGGGUUGAGCAGUCGGAGUUUCUCCUCAGGGCGACAUUACUGGGAAGUGGAUGUCGGGGGAUCAGAUAGCUGGAGAGUCGGGAUGUGUUACCCCAGUAUAGAGAGGAGAGGAUGGCAGUCAGUGAUUAAAUAUAAUAUGAAGUCCUGGGGUUUGGACAGGAAUGGUAAUCAGGAUUUGGUGAUACAUGACAAUAAUAGGAUCCCAUUACCCCCCAAUAUCUCCAGUAACAGAGUCGGGAUAGAUCUGGAUUAUGAUGCCGGGCGGAUCUCCUUUUAUGAUCUGUGUGACCACCUCCACACCUUCACCACCACCUUCACUGAGCCCCUCCAUGCCGGGUUAUGUAAGGGGAGGUUGUAUAAAGAUCUGUGGGGGGAAUCGGGAGAUGUGAGAACUCCGCCCAGAGUCUGGUGA